Molecule: messenger RNA, 963 nt
Organism: Bradysia coprophila
Lineage: Eukaryota; Metazoa; Arthropoda; Insecta; Diptera; Sciaridae
Biological process (GO): DNA integration; DNA recombination
Molecular function (GO): DNA binding
Source: RefSeq, a predicted model, not a curated record
AUGAAGUCUUCAACUGUUUGGAGCGAGUAUUCGAAGCUGAAAUGCAUGAUAUACAAGGAACGACGCGUCGAUAUCAGCAAAUUUCAUGGACUCAUUGCAUUUCUGAAACGAAACGGUGUCGGCCAUGUUGCGAAAAAAUCGAGCAUUUUGACGGGCGACGAUUUCAACAAGUUCAUCAUGGAGGCAGAUGACGAUAAAUUUUUAAUGAUGAAGGCGGCAUUAAUUAUCGGUAUCGGUGGAGGAUGUCGUCGGGCUGAAUUGGCAAAAAUGUCGGUGAAAGAUGUUGUUGAUCGCGGUGACUACUUGCAUGUUUACAUCGGGGACACAAAAAACUACGAUCCAAGAGAUUUCGCUAUCACAGAAGGCGGUUUGAGAUACAAUUUAUUGGGCAUCGUGCGAAAAUACAUGUUGUUACGAAAGUCACAUACGCCUCAUGAUCGAUUCUUUGUGUGUUACCGGAAUGGGCAGUGUACAACUCAGGCAGUUGGCAUCAAUACCGUUGGGGCGAUACCCAAACGAAUUGCUACGUUUUGCGGUUUAGAUGCACCAGCUUUGUACACAGGACAUUGUUUUCGACGGAGUUCAGCUACAUUGUUGGCUGAUGCUGGUGCGGAUCUUUAUGUCAUUAAACGACAGUUUGCUCCCAAAGAAAUUAAUCUCAACAUCACCGGUUUAAGUGACGGUAUUUCUGCUGCGCUCAUCGAAAAUAUUGAUCGAGAGGAUGCACAUGGUGCUAGUUUCGCUUCAAAACAAAUUCGGAUGAUCGGAACUGCAUCCGAUUCCGAUACGACCGGCAAUACCAGCCGUACAAUGUCACAAUCAAUUACAAUAAUUGAGGGCGCAUCUGCUGGUGCAGAUUCUUCGGAUGCUCCUGAAACGCCUGUCCUUCCAAAUUUUACAAAAUCUGAAUUCAACAAUUGUACAUUCAAUUUUUAUCGUACGUUUCACGGCAAGCCUUUUUAA